AUGAAUGAAGACUUAGCAAUGGAACUUCGCAGUAACCCUAGUUUAGUUAUUCCCUAUGGAUCUCAUUCCUCAGGAAAGUGUGGUUACUGUAAACAUAAUUCUCAUGAACAAAAAACCACAUGGGGUAUGAUGGCUGAACGACUCACUGUAUCCGACUAUCAAUAUCUGAUUGAUCGAGGAUGGCGCCGUUCAGGUGCUUAUUGUUAUAAACCGUUGAACCAGAUUACCUGUUGUCCAGCAUAUACUAUUCGAUGUGAUGCUUUACACUUUCGCUUAAAGCGAUCACAUAAACGAGUGUUGAAAAACAUGUUUGAUUUCUUAAAGUUUGGGAAAUUACCUCAUAGCAAGAUUUUAUCAUCUCACCAAGUAAAGGAUGCUACUUCUUCACUGGACAACAAUCCAGAAAUGGAUGAUCAUCGUGUUUUCAUUCCCGACAAAAAAGAUCUUUCUACGCUAUCGCCGCUAAAUGUUACUGCACUUCAACAAGGGAAGAAGCAAGCAAAAAGUCAUUCAGAUGUCUGUCGAACAGAUUGUUCUGGGGAUAAGGAGAUUUUAUCAUCACUUGAUGAGCAUCCUGCUUGUUGUGACUUCAAACCAAAGACUGGUCACGUCAACCCUGGUGCUACAUCACCUAAAGGUGCUGCAGGUGAUGAAGUUGACGAUUCUCGGCUUAGUAUUAGUAGUAAUAAAGUCAUGAAAGCUCGUACUCGUCGAUGGAUAGCAAAACAAGAACAUUUACGUCAACGAAGUGUGAAAGAAAACUGUCCAUUCAAAGUUAUACUACAGGAAUACUACACAAGACGUCAGAAACGCCUGGAGAAAAAUAAACCAAAAGAAGUAGAAGAUUUUUUACAGUGUGAACCAGUCAAAGGUGAAGCGAAGCACUUUAUUGAAAUCCGUUUAAUACGUACAACACCGCCAACGACAACUGAUGACUACAAGUCAAGUUUAAAGCUGUCACAUAAAGUUUAUGAACAGUACCAAAUUCAUGUUCAUAAGGAUGAUAUAAGCGAUUGUACCUGGGAUCAAUUUCAAAGAUUUCUUAUUACAUCUCCUCUGGUAAUGGAUAAUUCUGAAUGGAAUUCCACCUCUCCAAUGUUUGGCUCUUAUCAUCAACAGUACUGGCUGGAUGGUGAAAAGUUGAUCGCAGUCGGUGUUAUCGAUCUUCUUCCACGAUGUCUUUCAUCUGUUUAUGUGUUUUAUGAUCCAGAUUAUUCAUUUCUUCAUCUUGGCACGUAUACUGCAUUACGUGAGAUUGCUUUUGUUCGACAUUUGGCUAGAACGUAUGGACCGUAUUCUGUCAAUCGUGAACCAAUGUAUUCAAAUUUUGAUUCCUAUUAUUUAGGUUAUUAUAUACAUUCAUGUCCAAAAAUGUCGUAUAAAGCCCAGUAUGGUCCAGCAUAUUUAGCCUGCCCUGAAACAUUCAACUGGUUACCUCUAAGUGAUUGUUUAAAAGCAUUAGAUAACUCAACUAAUGGUAAAUAUGCACGAUUUUCUCACCCAUCUGCAAUCGAUACAAAUGCUAUCCCUAUGAAUAUUAAUUUAGAUCUUUUAGAUUCACAGAUAUAUUUUUGUAUAAAAUAUGAUGAAGAUGAUGAUAAUGAUGAUUUCAGGAAUGCUCCAAUCUCACUUUUUACUCUACGUUCACGUUUAAGCAUGUGUUCAAUUCCCAUUUUUCGUGAAUGGGCUAGACUAUUAGGUAAUCGUGUAUUGUCUGGACAAUUUCAAAUUGUUAUUCGUUCACGUUAG
This is a messenger RNA of Heterobilharzia americana, 1749 nucleotides long. NCBI's taxonomy places the organism in Eukaryota, Metazoa, Platyhelminthes, Trematoda, Strigeidida, Schistosomatidae. The record is from the annotation of a GenBank genome assembly.